This is a messenger RNA of Theileria parva strain Muguga, 1124 nucleotides long. RefSeq lists its product as uncharacterized. The record is from RefSeq and is a predicted model, not a curated record. The coding region runs from base 125 to 1108 and encodes 327 amino acids. Lineage: Eukaryota; Apicomplexa; Aconoidasida; Piroplasmida; Theileriidae. The transcript has a single exon.
UUUACUGGUUCGAUUUUUCAGUUAUUUUAAUUUAUUAUGUAGCCAAUUUGAUAAUACUAUAAUAUACUUAUUAUAGUAGUGUUUAAUUAUGGGUAGUUUACUAUGAUGGGUGUAAUUUUUAAUAAUGGACGAUGACGAUGAGAAUCUUGAUUUUAACGAUGAAGAAAUAGAGGAUAAUCUUGCAGAGGAUGAUUUUAAUGAAGAAGAAGAUAAUGAGGUAUCUUUGGGCGACUCUCAAAGUACUCCUAUUCCUCCUCAGGUCCUCAACCCCCGGCAACUCGAGUCUGAUAUAUCUGAUUACUACGAGGAAUGGCUUAUCAGAUGUGUUGCAUGGAUUGCUCUGUGCUCUGGAAUUAAGAGGAUCGACUUUUUUUCCUUAGAAGCUGCGACCAACUUUGUCGUGAAUCACGUAAAGACAUUAGGUCGUAAAGCCACUGAGAUGAGCAGAGUUAGGGGCUGUGAAACCACAAAUUUUGUCGAUGUUAUGAAAGCUUUAGAGACAGUUGAUUCAACGGUUUACAAUUACAUUUUUAAGGAGAAGUUAGGCUCCAAGACUAAACCGUUGAUUAGAUACGAGCCAAUUAUACCUCACGAUAUUUUAACACAGCCAGUGAGUCUUUCACAACCAUCAGCUCUCUAUUACGAGUGUAUGAUAAACACGACUGAGCUUUUAUCUGAGCUCAACGCCUCUAAUACCAGCCCCUUUGCUGCUCAUGGAUUUUUAAAUGUGUAUAACAGUAUGAGUUUGAAAAAACAGGAUGAUGAUGGGAAGGGAAUAUCCCCUGAAAUUUUAGAUAUUGAAUAUUUUUUAACAUAUAUCACUAGAAAUCCUUAUUCCUUUAAGAUGGAUGAGGUUUACCAGAAGAUUUUGGAAUCUAAACCUAAGUUUUUGCACAAACACAUGCCUCUACUGCCUCCUGAUUUUGUAUUUGUCCAGGAAACUGAGGAUAAUUUAAUUUAUAAUGCUGAGCCUCCAAAGGCCUCAGACCGUAUAACUAAGCAAAAUCUGCUACUCCAAUCUGGUUUACCAAUUUUACAUAGGAUGCAAACCGAACCAGAUUUACAAAAUUCUAGACCUCAUUUCGAUAUUGAUAAUAUUAGCACAUAAUAUUUCAAAAUCGUUA